AUGAAGGAUAAAGCCAGGCAGACUAUCAGAGAAGUAGCUGACAGAAAGGCAGAGCCUGCGCGAGAGCCUUUCCUGGGUAACCCAGUUACCCCACAUCGCCGUGCGGGCCGGGCAUUCUUCCCCAGCAGCCCGGAGAGACGGCACUUCGAGAUCCUCGAAGACGGCGAGGACCAAGAGUCGCCCCAGGUUCGCACUCCAAUUUCCUGGCCAGAAUCGGAUGAGAACAAGGAGAACGAGUAUGGCCCAGAUCACGAACCUCCGAUGGUACCUCUCCCCAAUCGCAACCCUGUGGACUGGUCAAUCCUUGAAGUCGGUCCCCGCGAUGUCUUCGGUCUCCCCGUCGACUUCAUGCGCCGCGUCCCACUGGCCGAUGUCACCACCAGGAACAUCGACACUGACACCGACACUGCCGCCACCCCCAGUGUUGAGACUACACCUGCUCCAACUACGGCUCAAGCCAUGAUGCAGGAGGAUGAGGAGAUGGACCAGGACUGGGACGAAUCAGCCUCCGAUAUCAUGCUUCGGGAGCUCCUGGAUCUUGGGUACUUCGACCGGGCCGCUGUGAACGGUACGCCCGAGGACCGGGAUAUUCCCAUGCAGGGAGGACGCAUCCAGGCACCGGCAAACAUCUUCCUCCAAGCGCCCCAUGACACAUACAACCAGCGUCAUGAGAACCGUCGUGCGCGUUAA
Penicillium daleae is the source of this 690-nucleotide messenger RNA. RefSeq lists its product as uncharacterized. The transcript has a single exon. The record is from RefSeq and is a predicted model, not a curated record. The coding region runs from base 1 to 690 and encodes 229 amino acids. NCBI's taxonomy places the organism in Eukaryota, Fungi, Ascomycota, Eurotiomycetes, Eurotiales, Aspergillaceae.